Haliotis rufescens (red abalone) is the source of this 9206-nucleotide messenger RNA. RefSeq lists its product as uncharacterized. Gene Ontology annotation, cellular component: endoplasmic reticulum exit site; ER to Golgi transport vesicle membrane. The record is from RefSeq and is a predicted model, not a curated record. Bases 367 to 6693 code for a protein of 2108 amino acids. The transcript has 30 exons. Gene Ontology annotation, biological process: Golgi organization; autophagy; COPII vesicle coat assembly. Lineage: Eukaryota; Metazoa; Mollusca; Gastropoda; Lepetellida; Haliotidae.
GUAGUAUUUGUUGUAUCAUUUUCAGACGAAUAUUCUCAGUAUAUAUCCCAUACAAAGUGAAGUAAAUCACACUUUGGAUGGCACAAUUUGUAUAUAAUUGAUCAAAUAAUUAUACGAAAGAAGAAAGGUUACAGUAAUACCUUUCUAGGACAAAAAUUUGACUAGCGUAGAUUUUAGUUUCGAACGCACACGUAAUCACAAGAAUCGACAACAUGGCUUCCGAGUGAACUCUUCCUGUUGAAAAUCGCACGGGUUAGUCGUUUUGAAGCCGGUUUAUUCUACAUGCGAAUAUACAUCAUCCCUGUGAUGUCGAUAUUCAUUGGGUGUUGAAAUUGAGGCGAAGGAAUUACUUCUAUAUUUCCUAGAAUGAGUCAGUCUGCACCGUGGCAAACACAGGAUCUUCCUAAUGCCCAGGGCGCUGGUGUUCAGUUUUACGAUCCCACCAAGUUCCAAGCAACUGCUACAAAUAAUGUGGACCAAGCAGCUAAUGGGCAGAAUAAUCAGGCAGGGGCAAGUAACUCUUGGAAUAGUUGGGGUAACAGCUGGGCAGACAACUCUGUAAGUACAAAUCAAGGCUAUUCAGAGCCAGGUGUGAAUGCUCAAGGUCAAGGUGUGGUAAAACAGUCUAGCGAGGGAGAACAUGUUCAGAGUCAGGUGAUCGGACAACAGCCUGGGAAUGACAGUCAGUACUACAAUCAGUGGCAUCAGUCGGGGUGGGACCCCAAGAACCCUCAACAGAACUGGGACCCGAACACCCAACAGAACUGGGACCCGAACACCCAACAGAACUGGGACCCGAACACCCAACAGCAUUGGGACCCUAAUUCCCAGAAAAACUGGAACCCAAACACUCAGCAGAACUGGCAGCAAAGUCAAGGGAAUAUGGUUUGGGAUGGACAGCAAUGGGUGAACUCUCCACAGACCUGGCCAACCAGCCAGCAGGUGCCUGCUGCUCACACAGGAAAUAUUGCUUCUCCUGUUGUGUCGAGUGCACAGGAGCACCAGCCUAGUCUCUCCAACAGCAACACAUCAGGGCAGUUUUAUGAGCAGACAUCACCCGAGACUUCUGGAAAUUUCUCUCAUAGUAGUGCAUCUUUCUUCUCCCAAUCUGUAGGGUUAAAUGACUCCACAUCCUCAAGUCUAGACCAGUCAAGUUCCAGUCACCAUCUAGAUCCAUCCGGCUCCAGCCAGUCGGACUCAUCUGCUCUUGUUGCUGAUGACUCCAUAAACACAGACGGUGGCACUGUGUCAGGAUUCUUCGGAAAAGAUGAUGGGGAUAGUGCGUUUGAUGGAACUGCUGUGGCUGGAGAACCCAAACUGACAAGUGUUCCACAAUACCUGAAUGUGAACCCUGAAUUCCACAGAACUGACUCGGCCAUUAGUAAUGCAAGUAUGCAGACAGUGAAUUAUUCAAGUCAUGGGUCUAUAGGAUCGAUGGAAGAUAUAGACAAUAAGGAUUUAGUGCAAAAUGUUACAAACCAGUUCCAGAAUGUGUCUUUGGGCACAACUGGUUCCGGAAUGGUAGGGGCGGGUCAACCAGGGUUCCCACCAGUGAGUGCAGGUAACAUGAACCAGAAUGCUGGUGGGAACUUGCCGCCGUCUGCUUCUCAACCCGGAGUGGAAGAUGAGCAGACGGGAAACUUGACUGAUUGGGAGAUUGUCCCUAACCAGCCUGGACAAGUAGGGGGAACUGGAGCCAACUUCUUUAUAGGAGGGGGUGAGGAAUUUGUCAGUGAAUCUGUCCCAAAUCUUGGCCAGAAUCUUGGGAUGAACCAACCAGAGGUGAACACAUCUGGAGUUUCCAUCACUGGACCACCAAUGUCAUCAUCGGGGCAACAGGAGGCUCCACUUUACCCCCCACCUGCUGGGUCACCAGCGGGAGGUAACCCCUUCAGGAAAAGUCCCCGCAAUGUUCAGAGGAAUGCAUCUAACCAGUCUUUGCCGUCACUACAAGGAGAUGUAGCUGUAGCUGGCCAACCCGUUGUGUUUAGUCCUGAUAACCAUGGUAACUUUACUGUGCAGCAAAGCGUUGCUGAUAACAUGUCUUCCUUUCCCGGAGAUAUACCCCGUCCUGUGUCUAGCAGUGAAAUGAACAUGGACCCGAGGCCGAUACCUGUUAGUGCAGCAAAUAUGGAUGCCAGACCAAUAACUGGCAGUGUAGCCAACAUGGACGUUAGUGCUUUCAAACCACCUGUGCCAACCUAUGAGACUCACACCAACCUAGGAAGUGUUCCCGAGGGAACCAGCUCAAACACCGAUGCUAAACAGACUGAGGUAAUUUCAACAAUUGACACAAUUGUUGAUUCCGGAAAUAAGCCACCAGCUCAUCCAGGACGCUCAGCUCCUUCGUCGCCACGGAAACACACAUCUGCCUUCCACCCAGUGAGCCACAGGGCUAAACACAGCAUGUCCCCGGCCACAACGCUGUGGGACAACAUUGACGCCCCUGCCACCAACAUCAUCCUGGCACCUGCAGCUCCUAUGCUGGUUGGGUCAGCAGCAGCGACAACGUCAGGAUCCCCGGGCAAGGGUCCGGGACUGCCUGUGAUUCCUGUGCAGGCGAGCCUGGAGAACAAGCUGAAGGACAACAAGGGCAAGGGAGAUAAUCAGGGUAAUGACAGGAAGGAAGAGCAUCAGAUCGCCCCCGACAGAGAUCGGAGAUCCGACCGCGAUGUGCGAGGUGGGAGUGACAGGUAUGGGAGAAACGAAAGAAGCAGGGAUGAUGAAGUGAGGAGGAGCCGGGAAGAUGAAGUAAGAAGGAGUCGAGAAGAUGAAGUGAGAAGGAGUCGAGAAGAUGAAGUGAGGAGGAGUCGAGAAGAUGAAGUGAGGAGCCGUGAAGAUGAAGUGAGGAAGAAAGAAGAAGAUAACCGGUCAAUAAACUCCCUUGAGGAACUUGACGCUCAAAUUGAUUACCGGGACCGGGAUGAAUAUCGAGAUCGUAGGUAUAAGGAUCGCUAUGGUAACCGAGAUCGAGAUCCCAGGUAUGAUAGGCCUGCCAGCCGAGGUGACAGUUAUAAUGACGAAAGUCGGAGACGUGAAGUCUACAAAAGUCGUGAUUACAGAGAACCUUACCGUCGUGAUGGUUAUUAUGGUGACGAGAGAUACGAGCGACCCCGUUCCAGACAAGAGGAAGAACGGCCUGGGUCAAGGUCAGGAGUUCGCGAUGUACAAGAGAGGUCACGGUCACGAACGGAUUACGAUAAGGAUGCUUACUACAAGGACAAAUAUGGCAGAGGCUACGACUAUGACUAUUACAACACGAGAUCUUCGCGAUACUAUGACGACCGGUAUUACCAGUACUACCAGCGAGAUGCUCGGUACUCCCAGGGUUACUAUGAUGAGUACUACGGCCAUGGAUAUAACCCGAGAUAUAGCGAGUAUUACAGCAGUCAGUAUGGGGGAGGCGCGGAGGUAGACCGUUACAGUCAGCACAGUCAGUCCCGGGGACACACCCCUGCCCUGGACGAUGUGUCACAGAGUGGGGAGUACUACCAGGGCAAUGGGUCAAGGUCAUCCAGUCGUCAAGGUCAGGAUGACCAGAAGGCAUAUGCACGACACAGCUAUGAUUACGACUAUGGAUAUGACAACUAUGGCUAUGGAUAUGACUAUGACCCCAACUAUGGCUAUUACUAUGGCGAUGCAUAUCAACAAGAAACCCCUGGACGUAUGACACCACAGAAGCACACGAUACCGCAUGUCCGAGCUAGUUUUGGGGCCAAUGGUCAGCUGAUCAAGGUCCUGCCGAAUCGUCCUGGCGAUGGUCAGCCAGCCACAGUUGAGGUUCACAACCUGGAGGAGGCUUUGUCGGACAACAGGGCGGCAGAGGACCUGAGGGAGUUCCCUGGACCGCUCACAAGAGCCGACACACACAAGAAUGAUGUUCUGCAGUUCUGUCAGCGGAAAGCCCAGAGCUGUGCAGAGAACAUCAACAUGGUUGAUCGUGACUCAGCAGAACUCAUCUGGAGACUCCUGGAACUCCUCAUCAAACAGAACGGGUCAGUGGUGGGCACGGACAUCGCAGACCUGCUGCUGGAGGGGCACGAGCCGACGUCCUCGGAGUACAGCAUGAUGGGGAUGAAGAUCACACAGAGCACCGAGGAGCUCGACAAAGUGGGAGAAGACGAGACUGCAGGGGUGAAAGUGACAUCAGACAGAUCCCAGAUCAAUCGUGGACGCUCACUGGAAGAGAUCACCGACAGAUUCCGAAGUCUAUUGUCGUAUGGCAGGAAAAAAGAUGCCCUGGAGUGGGCCACCAAGAACAACCUGUGGGGCCACGCCUUGUUCCUGGCCAGCAAGAUGGACACCAGGACCCACGCCAGUGUGAUGAUCAGGUUCGCUAACAGUGCUAUGAAGAUAAAUGACCCACUGCAGACCCUCUACCAACUCAUGUCCGGCAGACAACCUGCUGCUGUCACUUGUGUGGUGGAUGAGCGGUGGGGAGACUGGCGACCACAUCUGGCUAUGAUUCUGUCCAACAGCUCCAGCAAGCCGGAACUGGACAGGAAGAGCAUUGCUACACUUGGAGACACCAUGGCUGCAAAAGGUUGUCUUCACGCCAGCCACUUCUGUUACAUCAUGGCACAGUCAGGAUUUGGGACGUACGCAAAGAAAACUUCAAAAAUAGUACUUGUCGGAUCUAGCCACAACUGGACAUGGGAGGAAUUUGCUACUAAUGAGGCCAUCCAGUGUACUGAGAUCUACGAGUAUGCUCAGUCACUAGGCAACCAGACCUUCCUACUUCCUGAUUUCCAGGUGUACAAGUUCCUGUAUGCCAGCCGACUGGCAGAGUUUGGCUUGCUGCAGGAGGCCCUGCAUUACUGUGAGGUGAUUGCCACCACGGUGCAGUCUGCCCCAGCGUACUUCCAGCCAGCAUUUGUCAAGGUGCUGUAUGAGUUUUCCAAUCGCCUGAAGUUCUAUGACCCUCAGCGUGUUCACUCUGGAGAGGACGAGGACCAAGCCUGGUUGCAGCAACUGCAGAGAGUCUGCCUCGGAUACGAUGACGGCUCUAUCCAGCCUGUGUCAGGGAACGCUACCCCGGCCAUGUUUGGGGGGACAACAGCGAGUAGUGAGAGCGGGGAUGUGUACGGCGGCACGGCAGGGGGAGAGUACACAGCUCCCCAGUACAACCAGGAUCCAGCCUACCAGCAGUACGGGCAGGACCAGGCCUAUCAGCAGUAUGGGCAAAAUCAGCAACAACUAGAGUACCAGCAGGCCCAGCAGCAAGCAGGGGGGCAGCACACACAGCCAUACACAGCAGAAACACACGAUGAGCAGACGGCGGAACAGAUGCAGCAGAUGACAGAACAACAGAACCAAUCUGCAGCCCAGUGGCAGAACCAGUAUGGUUACAACUACGGAUAUCAGACUGGGGAACAGCAGACUGGAGCCAAUUCAGCCAAUCAGAACACUGGUUACAAUGCUGUUCAGCAGACUGCCACAGAGACAGCCAAUCAGAACACUGGUUACAAUACAGUACAGCAGACAGAUGGCCAGACCAGCCAGAUGUAUGGGGGCCAGGUUUACAACCAGCAAUAUAACCAGGGUUUCGGCCAGGACUACACUGGGUCUGACCGCCUGGCGUCGCAGCGUGGUAGUGUAGUCUCCGCACACAGCGUUGAUACAGAGGGGGAUCACACUGACGGGGGACAAGACAUGCCUGCUGCGCCCUCUUCAUCCUUUGACUACUUCGGUGCAGCCACGCAGACAAAGAUUGUGGCUCCCCCGUCACGGUUCCGCACGACGUCAACGAGUAGUUCCACGGGUGGAGGCCGGCAGCGCACAGUGUCUGAGAGCAGCACUGGUAGUGUGAAGGCUGCGUCAUCGUCCAUGAAGAAGUCGGCGACUGACAGCAAUGUCAAGAAAAACACUGCACUGCUCGGGAAGAAGGAACAACCCAAGAAGAGCAGCGGAGGAUGGUUUGGUGGUUGGUUCAAUAAACCCAAAAAUAAAGAUAUGCACUUGCCAAAGGAUGACAAGCCGGCGAUUGUUUGGGAUGCGACCAACAAGAAGUGGAUUAACACAGAUGGCGAAGAAGAAGAUGAGAAGCCAGCUCUCCCACCCCCCAAAGACACAGAGUUGAUGGGUAACUCUACUGGCCCACCAUCUGCCGCUCCUGCUGCGUCCCUCACUGCAGCAGGGCCGACAUCGGCUGGUGCCCCACCCUCCGGCAACCGCUUCUCUCGCAACAAAGGACGAGGUGACCUAGGUGCCCGGAACCAGUACGUGGAUGUCCUGAGCAACAAGACGACGCCAGCAGCGACUGUACCAAGCACCCUCUUCAAUGUGAUGCCGACGGCUGCGCCGACCACUAACACAUCAGCGCAGAUCUUCAACCCCACAGGCAGUGUCUCAACUGAAUCUAGUCAACCAGCAGCACCAUCUGGUGGUGAGAGUGGCCAGAGCAAUCUUCUGGAGCCUCCAUCAGGGGAGCCCCAGCAGCAUCACUACAACUACAACAACAAUGGUCACAGCGUCACCGACAGCCAAUUGUCGCGAUCAAGUUCAAUGAGUUCUCUCUCGCGGGAAGUCCAGCAGUUUACGACCCAGCCGGACUCUGCCGCGGGCGCCACCACCAACCCGAUCCUGUUCAACCCUGCCCAGUUUCAGGGUGCCCAACCCCAGGUUCAACAGCCCGCUGCUGCCACCAACCGACCUCGGUACGGACAGCGGAGACAGUACCCCAAGAAGACAUAGAACUCCAAUAUGGACACACUUAAACACCCCCAAACCAUUAAACUUUGUUAAAACAUCGGUGCCGAAAACACUUAAACAAUACCCAAAGACUGUACCUUUGAAUGUAAAGGUAUGGAGUGAGUGAUUCAGCCAGUUUGCAGAGAUCAGUGGGAUAUGAGUUGUAUAUUCCUGCAAAAUGGACUCCAGACUGCCUGGUUUCAAUCAAUAGCUAGAUUACAACACCAUCCUGUUCCUCUAUGUGUCAUACAAAUAACCAUAGCUGUAUUAGUUCACUCUCGCCAAAAAAUGGACAGAAGGGAGAUGUGGAUGUUCCUGACCACUUCCUGUAUCAGGUCACUUCCUGUAUCAGGUCACUUCCUGUUUCAGAUCAGCUCCUGUUGCAGGUCACUUCCUGUUUCAGAUCAACUCCUAUUGCAGGUCAAUUCCUGUAACAGGACACUUCCUGUGUUAGGUCAAUUCCUGUUGCAGGUCACUCCUAGUUUCAUGUCACUUCCUGGUGAAGGUAUCUUAUUGUUCCCCUUCAUAUUCUAUCUCCAUGUGCCCUGCCCACCUCAUGUUCUCACCAUGUGACCCAGACUACAGCAAAUAUAAUGACACUGAGGGUAAGUCUCAUACAUGUUAUACUUCAUCCAAAAAGAACUGAUCUCGGACUCGUAUUAAUUAGUCCCAUCGUGAUAACUGACACCUUCGGACCUGUAUCUAGUCGACUGCUGCAGAUUCCAAGGACGUCGUUGUUGCAGAAGAAUCCACGACAGCUGUCUCAGCAAACAACCACAUGUUCCAGAAUCUCCUGAUAGGCAGCGUCACAUACAGUGUGUGAAAUAGUUUCCUAUGAGCCAAAUGGAAAGCUUGUCCAAAUUGUUGCCAUCUCAUCAGAGCAGCCACAAACCCUUAACCAUCAACUACUGACUUCACUUAUUCAUACUGCAGGGUGCCCAGACGCCACCCGCUUAUUUGAAGCAUACUUAACAUUUAUACAUUAGACAAAAUGCUUAGUCAAGACAUGCCCCCUGCUUUCCCAAAAGCUUUGUAGGUGUGAGGUGAAGGCUUAUGCUGCUGGCAACAGGCAGAGGAAGAAGCUAGCUGGUCUUCAGGAAGCUAUUCACACACUGGUUACAUGAUGUCUGUGUAACAGGGCAAUCAUCUGUGAGAUCACAGUGCUAACUUUCUUGUGUGUAAGGGGGGCACCACAUCAUAGCAUUACCCAUGUGCUAUGUAUAUUUUAAAAGUUACCAGCCCUUCUGUUGCAGUUGAAUCUUGAAAAUGUUCUGCAGACAUGUUUGUGCCCUUGUUGUCAUGGUGAUCUCUGCUGAUAUUGUCUGGGGAUAUGUAGAGAACUAGUUUCACUGUGGAGGAAUGACUCUGAGGAUACUCUGUGUGAAAGUAUGAAAGUGAUAUGACCCUCUGUGUUGUCUUGAGUGUAGCUGUGGGCCACUUGUUCACCCCAUGAUGACUAAAUAUAGGAAUUUUCACCAAAUUAACAGAAACAUUUCAGGGGCAUUAAUGUUGAAAAUUGUUCUGCCAUUGUUUUUGUUUGGUUUUAGAAUCUGUAUUUAUCUUGUGGGGAAAUGCUUUUUGGGUCUUUGUGCUGUGUAAUUACUGUUUCAAGAAAGCAAAGAAUAGUAUUUAUUUGUCUUUAGAAGGUGAUGUAUCUGAUGGAAAACAGGAAUUAGUGUGACCAAGAUUUAGAUUUGAAAUGGAUCGUGAAGAUGAGUCAUUUUUGCUUCAAUAUUCAGCUAUGACAGCUGCAAUUCUUGAUAACAUUUGGAAGCAAGGUUAAGAAGCAAAGACGUUUACAUUUUCGUAGACAUUAACUUCUUACAUAGUGUGUGCUGACUGUAUUCAGAUAAGUAAAAGGGUCUAAUUAGAUGUCGAUGUGCCUUCGGGAUAAGUCAGACCGAGUUGAAUGUAUUUUGAGAAUUUCUAUUCCAGUUUGGCUGCAUUUAAACUAGAGAUCUACAUGUUUUGCAUGGUAACCAGUGGACAAUCGUAUGAAUUUAUUAAUGUCUGUGCAUUAGAUGAUUCACUGAAUUAUUGUUUAAAGGGAAUACUAAGGACACCUAUUUUGUAUUGAUUUAUAACUGUGUGUCCUUGCUCGCGGCUUGACUGGAGCUAUGUGGAAGACGAGGAUGACUGGAGAAUGAUGAGUUUGAUGUUUUUGUGCCAUUGGAUAGUAGUUAGACCUCACCUUUCUAUGUGUACAUACCUCACGACAGUGUUGGUGAAAGGUGUUAAAUAUCCCUGUAGUGAUAUAUUAUGUAUGAUUGUACAUGGUAUGUUAUGUAUAUCGUGUGAUUGUAAAUGGUUAAGUGUGUAUAUUGAAACAAUUGUACAGUGUUGUGAGAAGUAUUCAGAUCCUAUUUUCAUGUAUUUAAAACGCGACACGUGAUGAGAAUGCUUAGUAUGUGUUUCAAUCCUGACUCUGAUGUGGCGUCAAAAGCCAGAACAAUACACAGGAAGAUGCAUUCAAAUACUUGUUAUAUGUUUUUUGAAAGAAUAAAUGCAUUAAAGAC